AUGUCUCCCUCAAAGCCCAAAGAGCUGCCAUCAUCUUUCAGCAGACCCAAUCUUAUUGAAGUUUUUUAUUGGCGGCCGGGGUUUAUCGAUCGGUAUCUUAUCAGAGAAUUAAAUAUCCAAGAAUACCAUCAAAUUUCUGACGAAACAUUGCAUCAACUCACCGAAUCUCUAGAAGCACUGAUUGAAUCUGGACAUCCAAAAGUAGAAGGUUGGGAUCUUGAUUUUUCAAGUGGAGUUUUAACCUUCUCAAUGGGAGAGGCAGGAACUUAUGUAAUAAACAAACAACCACCAAGUAAACAAAUUUGGUUCUCUUCACCAAUCUCUGGUCCUAAAAGGUUUGAUUAUGAUAGAGAAUUGAAGAUUUGGUUUUAUGCUAGAGAUGAUGGUCGUAUGAUGGAUUUAAUUCGUGAUGAAAUAUCAAACGCGUUGGGUGAUGAUCAUUUUGUAAAGAUAUUGGAUCAUCGUCCCAAAGACGAGAAAUGA
Molecule: messenger RNA, 483 nt
Organism: Melampsora larici-populina 98AG31
Lineage: Eukaryota; Fungi; Basidiomycota; Pucciniomycetes; Pucciniales; Melampsoraceae
Exons: 3
Coding region: 1-483 (160 amino acids)
Biological process (GO): iron incorporation into metallo-sulfur cluster; intracellular iron ion homeostasis
Cellular component (GO): mitochondrion
Molecular function (GO): 2 iron, 2 sulfur cluster binding; ferrous iron binding; ferric iron binding
Source: RefSeq, a predicted model, not a curated record